AUGGCCCAUUGCGAGCGGGUGUCGAAGCCCUUGCUUCAAUGCCUGCGGAGUACCCCUACGAGGGGUCUUCCUGGCUUGCAGUCGGCACGAGCCUUCCACUCCACCUCGGUGGCCCGCGAAGAUGCUCAGGUCGAGACCAAGAGUCAACCAUUCCAUAAAUCGCCUGACCCGGAAUUGGUGUCGAGUCCUCGAUUGGAGCGACGGCUUAUGAGACAGGGCCUUGCUCCCGUGGGUUCUCGUCGACGUCGAGCGGCAUUGCAGAACUCCCCCAACGUCCCGUUUGAGCAGCUGCCCUAUCAAUGUUUCCAGGAGGCACGGAAUAUCUUGCAGGCGGAUCGGAUAGAGAAAUUGAAGGACAUUGAGCGGAUCAGGGAAAGAAUUGCUAGAUAUGAGACUCUCAGUCCUGAGCAAGCCGGUGGGAAGCAGGUGCAGAACUCCAAGCUGGGGGCCUGGAAGGAGCAUCUGGAGAAGCUGAAAAUUCAGGCGGACAUUAAUGACCCAAUUGUCAAGAAGAAAUUCGAGGAUGGCCAAGGUGACAUGUCGAAGCCCAUCUACCGUUUUCUGGCCGAUCGGAAAUGGAGAGAGUAUCGACGUAAGAUUCUCGUCCAACGAAUCACUCAGAUGAAGGUGAUUCCCGAUGUGCUCCCUCACUGUGACCCGGUGGUGGACGCCAAGCUAUACUUUGGCCGCGGUCUGAUCCAGCCGGGAGACUUUGUCGACUCCAAGGCCAGCACAACCCCACCGAAGCUUGAUGUGCAGAUGUUUGAGGGCGGCAACAAAUUGGUGACCAUUGUGGUGGUCGACCCCGAUGUACCCAAUAUGGAGAAGGAUGGCUUUGACUACAGAACGCACUACCUCGCCGUCAACGUGCCCUUGUCAGCCACUUCGACCAAGGUCGAUCUCUCCAAAUUGUCAACUGAAUCCCAGGUUGUCCUGCCUUGGGAACCACCGGUUGCACAGAAAGGCAGUCCGUACCACCGUUUGUCCCUUUUCAUUUUGGAACAAAACAACUCGCAACCGUUGGAUUUCGCCGCCAUCAAGGCCAAGGAGACGGAGCGUCACAACAUGAGUCUCCGGCCACUGCAGACCCGGUAUCAUCUGAAGCCGAUCGGAGCACACCUGUUCCGCAACCAAUGGGACGACAACACGCUGGAAGUCAUGAAGCAGAUUGGGUAUCCCGAAGCGGAUAUUGAGCUCCGUCGCAAGAGGGUUGAGCCUCUUCCUUACAAAAGGAGAAACCCUUCGACGAUGCGAUGA
Messenger RNA from Aspergillus ruber CBS 135680, 1257 nucleotides. RefSeq names its product mitochondrial 54S ribosomal protein mL38. Bases 1 to 1257 code for a protein of 418 amino acids. Lineage: Eukaryota; Fungi; Ascomycota; Eurotiomycetes; Eurotiales; Aspergillaceae. The record is from RefSeq and is a predicted model, not a curated record. The transcript is spliced from 2 exons.